CGCGGGAGGAGAGGAGGCUUGCUGGGUCUGCGCCUGCGCACGGGAAGGGGACGCUGGUGGCUGCCGUGGGCGCCUGGAAUUCUGGGGGCUGCGCAGGUCUUCCCUAUUUUCUGCUGGGAGGGAAAUCGAAGAUUCUUUCCCCAUGGUCUGGGGUCCUUAACUUCAUGGGAUGAGAUUCUGGAUAUUUGGAGCCAGCAGAAAGUCAGGUCAGGAGAGUGAGGACAAAGUGUCUGUGUGGAUCAUCUGGUGCUGCCAGCACAAGGAGAAACAGACCUGACUGAAGCAAAGGCUGGUGACCAUGGCACACCAGGUCCUCCUCCUGUCCAGGGUAUCCCUGCUGGGCAUAGUGCUUUGGCUGCUGGCAGCUGCAUACAUCUCUUCAUGCCAUAAUCAUCAUGUCCAGAAGCAUUUUGCAUUGUCCAAUCCAGAGAAGAGCAAUAUCCAGGAAAAAAACAAAGAGGCGUCAUCAGAGGAAGAACUUGACAGUGAAGACCUGAAUGUGUUUUACCCCACGAACCAAUGGCAGACCCUUAAGCCAGGUCAAGCUGUCCCUGCUGGUUCCCACGUGCGUCUGAAUCUGCAGACUGGAGAGAGAGAAGUAAAGCUCCCAGAUGAGGAAAAAUACCAAAAUAACUUGAAAGAGCAAAAAAAAGGCCAAAGGUUGGACCUCAACACACAUGAUUUCACAACUCAGGACCUCAAGAGUGCUCUUGAAAAAUUCAGGGAGGGAGCAGGGACUGAAAAGGAAGAUAAGGCCCGGCAGGAAGAGGUCAGGCGACGUUUCCGCCCUAUUGAGGAUCUGAAGAAGGACUUUGAAGCAUUGAAUGUUGUCAUCGAGAGUGACCUCCAGAUUAUGGUUCGGCUGAUCAACCAGUUCAACAGCUCCAGCACUACCCUGGAAGAGAAGAUCAUGGCUCUCUAUGACCUGGAAUAUUACGUCCAUCAGAUGGAUAAUGCCCGGGAUCUGCUUUCCUUUGGGGGUCUUCAAGUGGUGAUCAAUGGGCUCAACAGUACUGAGGACUUGUUGAAGGAAUAUUCUGCUUUCGUGUUAGGUGCUGCUUUCUCCAGUAACCCCAAAGUCCAGGUUAAGGCCAUCGAAGGUGGUGCCCUCCAGAAGCUGCUGGUCAUCUUGGCAACGGAUCAUCCUUUGGCUGUGAAGAAAAAGGUGCUGUUUGCUCUGUCUUCGCUCCUCCGGCACUUUCCCUAUGCCCAGCAGCAGUUCCUGAAGCUGGGAGGCUUGCAGGUCCUUCGGGGCUUGGUCCAUGAGAAAGGCAUGGAGAUGCUGUCUGUGCGAGUGGUCACCCUGCUGUAUGACCUGGUCACUGAAAAGAUGCUGGUAGAGGCUGCUGGCCGUGGCCAGGACCCCCCCGAGGAAAAGGUGCAGCAGUACCGCCAGGUGGAGCUCCUGCCGGGCCUUCAGGAGCAGGGCUGGUGUGGCAUCGUUUCUGGUCUGCUGGGGCUGCCAGAGCAUGACAUGCGAGAGAAAGUGCUACGGACUCUGAGCGCCCUCCUCACUCCGUGUCGGGACCGUUACCGCCAGGAUAUCUUCCUGAGCAGUACCCUGCAAGGCUUACGGGACGAGUACCAGGAGCUGGCUGCUCUGGAACAGCAGGAUGGGGAAGAGAACGGCUACUUCCAGGAGAUGCUGGGGACCAUCAACGGCUUCAUCCAGGAACUCCGGUGAGGCCGGUGGUGGACAGACAGGGAGGGGUUGCAGUUCAAGAAACACCUGUGGAUGAGGGAAGACUCCCAGCACCGAUGCUGACGUGUCCUGCUGCCCCCUGUGUUGGCCAUUAAAGGGAGGUGUGGAGCGUUU
Messenger RNA from Dromiciops gliroides (monito del monte), 1816 nucleotides. RefSeq names its product SIL1 nucleotide exchange factor (gene SIL1). The coding region runs from base 299 to 1684 and encodes 461 amino acids. The transcript is spliced from 11 exons. The record is from RefSeq and is a predicted model, not a curated record. Lineage: Eukaryota; Metazoa; Chordata; Mammalia; Microbiotheria; Microbiotheriidae.